AUGUCAGACCGAAAACUUAAGAUUAUUUAUACCCUCACCGAUGAAGCCCCGGCAUUAGCCACUUAUUCAUUGCUGCCUUUCAUUAAAAAAUACACUGAAGCCGCUGAUGUCGCCGUCGAGCUCAGCGACAUCUCCCUGGCAGCCCGCAUUCUGGCGGCGUUUCCAGACAAGCUUACCGAGGAACAGCGGGUCCCGGAUGCAUUGGCAGAGCUAGGUGAGCUGACCAAAGAUGAAGGCGCCAACAUCAUCAAACUGCCCAACAUCAGCGCCUCGAUACCACAGUUGAUCGAAGCUAUUGCAGAGCUCAAGUCGCAGGGUUACGACUUACCUGAUUACCCGGAAGAGCCCGCCAACGAAGAAGAAGCAGCGAUCGCCAAGCGCUAUGCCCAUGUUCUGGGCAGUUCGGUGAACCCGGUACUGCGAGAAGGCAACUCUGACCGGCGUGCACCGGAAUCCGUGAAAGCGUUUGCACGUAAACACCCUCAUUCAAUGGACAAGUGGAGCCAGGCCUCCAGCACCCACGUUGCGCACAUGCGGCAUGGCGAUUUUUAUCACAGUGAAAAAUCUGUAACGGUGGAAAAAGCAGGCAACUUGAAAAUCGAGCUGAUCAAGGAAGAUGGUAGCGUCACCGUUCUACGUGAUGCGGUGCCGGUAGAAGACGGCGAAGUGGUCGACGGCAGCUUCAUGAGCGUCGCUGCCUUGCGCGAAUUUCUUGAAGAAGAAUAUGAAGGCGCCCUGCGCGCCGACCUGCUGGCUUCUCUACACCUGAAAGCCACCAUGAUGAAAGUCUCCGACCCGAUCAUUUUUGGCCACGCGGUUGAGGUGUACUACCAGGAAGCUUUCGAUAAGCAUCGCAAAACCUUUGAAAACCUUGGCGUAAACCCGAAUCUUGGUCUGGCCAGCGUGCUCGACAAAGUGCGCGAACAGACCUUCUCUUUGCGCAACGAAAUUGAAGCUGAUCUGCGCCGUUGUCACGAAAAGCGCCCGGGACUGGCCAUGGUCGAUUCCGAUAAAGGCAUCACCAACCUGCACGUACCCAGCGACAUCAUUGUUGACGCCUCCAUGCCGGCAAUGAUUCGCGUGGGUGGCAAAAUGUGGAGCGCUGACGGUAACCUGCGUGACACCAAAGCGAUCAUUCCGGAUUCCUGUUACGCCACCAUCUAUCUGGAAGUCAUCAACUUCUGUAAACAUCACGACGCAUUUGACCCUACUACCAUGGGUACCGUGCAGAAUGUCGGCUUGAUGGCACAGAAAGCUGAAGAAUACGGCUCUCACGACAAGACCUUCGAACUACCUGCAGCCGGCACCGUGCGCGUCACGGAUGAUGCGGGCAACGUGCUGAUUGAACACACCGGCGUAGCUGAAGGUGACAUCUGGCGCAUGUGUCAGACCAAAGACGCAGCCAUUCGGGACUGGGUGAAACUCACCGUCAAUCGAAGCCGGGUUUCAGGCAUUCCAGCUGUUUUCUGGUUGAACAAACAUCGUGGCGAUAAAGAACAGCGUGGCCACGAUGCGCAGAUGAUCAAGAAAGUAGAAAAAUACCUGCAGGAACAUGACACUAAUGGUCUGGAUAUUCAGAUCAUGUCAUUGGACCUUGCCAUUCGGCACACGCUUGAGCGUGUCCGUCAUGGUGAAGAUACAAUCUCUGCCACCGGUAACGUCCUGCGGGAUUAUCUGACCGAUCUGUUCCCGAUUAUGGAACUGGGUACCAGUGCAAAAAUGUACUCUAUCGUGCCGUUAAUGGCCGGUGGCGGUUUGUAUGAAACCGGCGCUGGAGGUUCAGCACCUAAACACGUACAGCAGUUUGAAGCGGAAAACCAUCUGCGCUGGGAUUCACUUGGUGAAUUCCUGGCAUUAACUGUGUCGCUGGAAGACAUUGCUGUUAAAACAAAUAACAAGCGGGCUCAAGUACUGGCUGACGCUCUGGAUGCGGCUACUGGAAAGCUGUUGGAAAACAACAAGUCUCCUUCACGCAAGACCGGUGAGCCCGACAAUCGAGCAAGCCACUAUUAUCUGGGUAUGUACUGGGCGGAAGCAUUAGCGGCCCAGGACAAGGAUGCUGAGCUGAAGGCGCAGUUUGCGCCACUGGCUCAGAAGCUGGCUGACAAUGAAGAGCAGAUAAUCAAAGAACUGAUAGAAAUCCAGGGCGAACCUGCAGACAUUGGUGGCUACUAUCAUCCGGAUCGAGACAAAGCUGCAGCGGCCAUGUGCCCCAGUAAAACCUUAAAUGGCAUUCUGGCCAGCUGA
Symbiodinium necroappetens is the source of this 2247-nucleotide messenger RNA. Lineage: Eukaryota; Dinophyceae; Suessiales; Symbiodiniaceae. The record is from the annotation of a GenBank genome assembly.